AUGGGCGGUGUGGUGCCAUUGGUGCCACCGCUGUUGGCAGCACUACCACCAGCUCCACCGCCGUUACGACUUAUCGCACCUCCCCCAUUGCCACAUCAGUCGCAAAUAGGAAGAAAGGGUGAAAAGGACAACGGAAAGAACUGCAUUCUUUCGUGCGAAAAGAGAAAAGCUGACGAUAGCGACCUUAAUAAGGACUUAAAAAAGGCAAAACUAGAAACCAAAGCGCUGAAAGCGAAGAGGCCAGGUUUCACAGAUGACCGUUACAAUGAGACUUCUUACUACAUUGAGAAUGGUCUCAGGAAAGUCUACCCUUACUACUUCACUUUCACCACAUUUACUAAAGGCAGAUGGGUCGGAGAGAAAAUCCUGGAUGUGUUUGCAAGGGAAUUCAGAGCUCAUCCUGCUGCUGAGUACGAGAGGUGUAUUCGGGCGGGCACACUCACUGUUAACUAUGAGCGUGUCGACCCUGACUACAGGCUUAAACACAACGACUUACUUGCCAACGUUGUACACAGGCACGAAGUACCGGUCACCAGCCAACCGAUCACCCUCGUUCAUAUCGACGAGGAAAUUGUGGUUGUCAACAAACCAGCCUCUAUCCCCGUUCACCCAUGUGGAAGAUACCGACACAACACCGUUGUUUUCAUACUUGCCAAGGAAUACAAUUUGAAGAAUUUAAGAACUAUUCACCGAUUGGACAGGCUAACAUCAGGACUAUUGCUGUUUGGGCGGAGUCCAAAGAAAGCAAGACAAAUGGAACAUCAAAUUAGAAACCGACAAGUACAGAAGGAAUAUGUUUGUAGAGUCGACGGCGAGUUCCCAGAUGAAGAAAUAGAAUGUCAAGAACCAAUAGAGGUGGUAAGCUAUAAGAUUGGAGUUUGUAAGGUAUCGCCAAAAGGGAAGGAUUGUUCCACAGUAUUCAAACGGCUUGGCUACAAUUCAAAGAAUAAUACAAGUGUAGUGCUCUGCCGGCCGAAGACAGGACGGAUGCAUCAAAUUAGAGUUCAUCUGCAAUAUUUAGGUUAUCCAGUUGUGAACGAUCCUCUAUAUAAUCAUCCAGUAUUUGGACCUCUACGUGGAAAGGGAGGUGACACGGGCGGUAAAACUGACGAACAAUUAGUCAGGGAUCUCAUUGCUAUACACAAUGCUGAAAAUUGGCUCGGAGUAGACGCAGCCGAUGAUGAUAUGCUGUUUUCGAAGCCUGCAUCGGAUGAUAAAGUUGGUGAAGAUGAAUGUGAUACAGGUCCAACAUCAAGAGAAUCGUCUCCAAGACUGGAAUCUCCAGCACCUGGUCUUACUCCAUCUUCGGUUAUGACUCCAACACUUCCAAGCCCAUCAAGUGGAGCAGAAGCCCCAAUGGAAGCGAUUGUAAACUCGGCCACAACUCCGUGCACUCUAGCACCUUCGCCAGCUACGUCACCGACUCCUAACGAAGACUCCAAUGACGGAAAGUCGGACAAAGUGACUGUAGCGACGCAGACAGGGUGUGGUGCGGGGGCACGGGAGGACAGUGGUGCGGCUGUGGGUGGUGCGGGGGGCGCUUCAGACGCUCUUGCAGCCGACCCGCACUGUUACGAGUGCCGCGUGCGCUACCGAGAUCCGCGACCUCGGGACCUCGUCAUGUAUCUGCACGCUUGGAAGUACAAGGGACCCGGCUGGGAAUAUGAAACUGAACUUCCUCAGUGGGCGAAUGUCGACUGGGAGGAACAAGAAAGUUCAUAG
Molecule: messenger RNA, 1722 nt
Organism: Parnassius apollo (apollo)
Lineage: Eukaryota; Metazoa; Arthropoda; Insecta; Lepidoptera; Papilionidae
Source: the annotation of a GenBank genome assembly